UUCAGAGCUGACUGACUGGCACAGAGCCUGAUAGAGUUGGAGUGGGGAAUGAGGGAGUAAGGAGCAGAGAGGUAAACUGUAGGAGAUUCUUUCAUUUUAAUUUUUUUUAGAGGCAGGCCCUCUCUCUGUUGCUAGGCUGGAGUGCAAUGGCAUAAUCAUAACUCACUGCAGCCUUGACCUCCUGGGCUCAUGUAAUCCACCUCAGCCUCUCAAGUAGCUGGCACUACAGGCAUAUGCCACCAUGCCUGGCUAAUUUUUGUAUUUUUUGUAGAGACAGAUUUUCAGUAUGUUGCCCAGGCUGGUCUCAGACUCCUGAGCUCAAGCAGUCUGCCCACCUCAGCCUCCCAAAGUGUUGGGAUUACAGUCUUGAGCUGCCGUGCCCAGCCUAAUUUUUAAACUUCUUUUGUAGAGACAGUCUUGCUAUGUUGCUCAAGCUUGUCUCAACCUCCUGGCCUCAUGCCAUCCUCCCGCCUCAGCCUCCCAAAGUGCUGGGAUUAUAGGCAUGAGCCACCACGCCUGGCCCUGUGGAAGAUUCUGAGGCUAAAAGUAGAAAGGGGCUGCUAACCAGAAAGCCCCCCAGAGGAGACCGAGUGAGCUGGGGAAUUAGAACAUCCACAUCCCAUCCAUUUAGCUCCUCUAACAGCCCAGAGACAAUCUUUGAACUUAACUAAUGUACAAAAAGUUUCUUCAUUUCUGCUUCUCAAGCCCCAAAUUCCCAUGUCUGAAAGAAGGGGGCUUGUACACCCAAGACACCCCAUUAUCCUCAAGAAAGAAAGAUGGAGGUUCUAGGAGCCAUUUUAGCCCAUUAACCCACCUGUCAUCUGCCCAGUAUGUGUUAGGUACAGGAGGAGGGGGAGGUGUGGCUAGUGCAGGAAAAUAAUGCAGAGAAGAUAAAACCCACUAAGCCAAGAAUGUGGGGACAGUUACAGCUGUGCCUCCCCUGCUUCCCUUCCCGGAGGAGCUGAAAGUUGGGGAAUUCCUGAGGAUGGGCCCAAAGGGGCUGGGCUCACUGGUAGAAGUGGUGGGAAUAUCAGAGACUGACUAGUGUAGCUUGGUCACCUAGUCCGUACUAAAAAGCCUUAUAGCCUUUUCUAGGAUGAGACUUUGAGGCUCCUAGAGUAGGGCACUCUCCCAGGAGGAAAAUCUUAGGCCCUCCCUCCCAUGAGGGUCAUUGCAACAUGAGACCCACGGGAAGUUGUGAAGUCAGCCCCAGCCCCGCCUACUGUUCCUGGGUGCUAAUCCCCAGCACGGACCACUCAGGAGGAGGGAUUGGCUGAGGAGCUUGGAGAGGGGGCGUCAUCACCUCGCCCAAAGGUUAAAUAGGGGUUGAGACAAGAUGCUCAGGAGAAGCACUUUCUUUCGCGAGCACUCUGAACCAGACCAUGACCCAGACCCUCAAGUACGCCUCCAGAGUGUUCCAACGCGUCCGCUGGGCGCCCGAGUUGGGCGCCUUCCUAGGCUACCGAGAGUACCACUCAGCACGCCGGAGCUUGGCAGACAUCCCAGGCCCCUCUACGCCCAGCUUUCUGGCCGAACUUUUCUGCAAGGGGGGGCUGUCGAGACUACACGAACUGCAGGUGCAGGGUGCCGCGCGCUUCGGGCCGGUGUGGCUAGCCAGCUUUGGGACAGUGCGCACCGUGUACGUGGCUGCCCCUGCACUCGUCGAGGAGCUGCUGAGACAGGAGGGACCCCGGCCCGAGCGCUGCAGCUUCUCGCCCUGGACGGAGCACCGCCGCCGCCGCCAGCGGGCUUGCGGACUGCUCACUGCGGAAGGCGAAGAAUGGCAAAGGCUCCGCAGUCUCCUGGCCCCGCUGCUCCUCCGGCCUCAAGCGGCCGCCCGCUACGCCGAAACCCUGGACAACGUAGUCUGCGACCUUGUGCGGCGUCUGAGGCGUCAGCGGGGACAUGGCACGGGGCUGCCCACCCUGGUUCGGGACGUGGCGGGGGAAUUUUACAAGUUCGGACUGGAAGGCAUCGCCGCGGUUCUGCUCGGCUCGCGCUUGGGCUGCCUGGAGGCUCAAGUGCCGCCUGACACGGAGACCUUCAUCCGCGCUGUGGGCUCGGUGUUUGUGUCCACGCUGUUGACCAUGGCGAUGCCCCACUGGCUGCGCCACCUUGUGCCUGGGCCCUGGGGCCGCCUCUGCCGAGACUGGGACCAGAUGUUUGCAUUUGCUCAGAGGCACGUGGAGCGGCGAGAGGCAGAGGCAGCCAUGAGGAACCGAGGACAGCCCGAGAAGGACCUGGAAUCUGGGGCGCACCUGACCUACUUCCUGUUCCGGGAAGAGUUGCCUGCCCAGUCCAUCCUGGGAAAUGUGACAGAGUUGCUACUGGCGGGAGUGGACACGGUGUCCAACACGCUCUCCUGGGCUCUGUAUGAGCUCUCUCGGCACCCUGAAGUCCAGACAGCACUCCACUCCGAGAUCACAGCUGCCCUGAGCCCCGGCUCCAGUGCCUACCCCCCAGCCACUGUUCUGUUCCAGCUGCCCCUGCUGAAGGCGGUGGUCAAGGAAGUGCUAAGACUGUACCCUGUGGUACCUGGAAAUUCUCGUGUCCCAGACAAAGACAUUCAUGUGGGUGACUAUAUUAUCCCCAAAAAUACGCUGGUCACUCUGUGUCACUAUGCCACUUCAAGGGACCCUGCCCAUUUCCCAGAGCCAAAUUCUUUUCGUCCAGCUCGCUGGCUAGGGGAGGGUCCCACCCCCCACCCAUUUGCAUCUCUUCCCUUUGGCUUUGGCAAGCGCAGCUGUAUGGGGAGACGCCUGGCAGAGCUUGAAUUGCAAAUGGCUUUAGCCCAGAUCCUGACACAUUUUGAGGUGCAGCCUGAGCCAGGUGCGGCCCCAGUUAGACCCAUGACCCGGACUGUCCUGGUACCUGAGAGGAGCAUCAACCUACAGUUUUUGGACAGAUAGUCCCGUGGAAAGAGACUGUCAUCAUCACCCUUUCAUUCGUCAUAGGGAUAAGAUUUUUUGUAGGCGCAAGACCAAAAUAUACAUCUUCCCCUAAUGCCUGUCUAUCUGACCAAACUGGAUAGAACCACCAUAGUGAAGUGUGAGGCGGCCCUGACCAAUGUGUGAAGUAUGCACUUAGCCUGACUCAGGAGGCCAAGUGAGAAAACCAUGGUUUCUCUGCUUGCUUGGCCCUUCUGAUCAUGUAUGCAUCCCCCAAGGAUGAAAUCAGAUUUUAACUAAUAAUGCUGGA
Molecule: messenger RNA, 3198 nt
Organism: Symphalangus syndactylus (siamang)
Lineage: Eukaryota; Metazoa; Chordata; Mammalia; Primates; Hylobatidae
Gene: CYP27B1
Product: cytochrome P450 family 27 subfamily B member 1
Biological process (GO): cellular response to peptide hormone stimulus; cortisol metabolic process; C21-steroid hormone biosynthetic process
Cellular component (GO): mitochondrial inner membrane
Molecular function (GO): iron ion binding; heme binding; oxidoreductase activity, acting on paired donors, with incorporation or reduction of molecular oxygen
Source: RefSeq, a predicted model, not a curated record